AUGAGGAAGGAUAGCAUCAGCUCGUCGCGUGAUCGUCUUUGGAUAGGAGGGCGGCUGAACUCGAGUGUGAGCUGCCUACGUACCCCGUCGGGUGAUCAAGCCUUUACGUACUGCUUUCAUCGCGUAGAUCCAAGGUCUUCCCAGUAUAGCAUUAUAAGGGGCUGGGCGAUCUACUACGACAAAAUUAACUGGUUUUCGGACUCCUCCCGCAGUAACGACGAGUUGGAUGGUUCCGAGAGAAACAGAAGAUCAACUGAGCUUCCAGUAUCGAUCAUUAUUCUCGACAGCUCGAAUCCUGAUACAUCGAGCUGGACUACGAGGGCAUCGUGGUUUGUCCAAGUUAAGCGUUUCGCUUUCGAGGAAUGUGAUUUCGGUGUCCGGCUCGGUGAGAGCUCGAGGACGAUUCGAGCUUGA
Molecule: messenger RNA, 414 nt
Organism: Microthlaspi erraticum
Lineage: Eukaryota; Viridiplantae; Streptophyta; Magnoliopsida; Brassicales; Brassicaceae
Source: the annotation of a GenBank genome assembly